UCCCAGCAACUCCAGGCAGAUUAUUUUCUAACCCCAGGUCUGCGCUCCUGCGUCCUGGAGCAGCCCCGGGCGAUAGCAGCGCGGCGGUUGAUUUCACAGGUGGCGGCGAGGCGUUUGGAGCUGGCUCAGCAUGUGGUGCGGGAGCCCAGCCGCAGUGGUGGCCUUUUGCGCCGGGCUUUGGGUCUCUAACCCGGGGCGGGCGCAAGGCCAGGAGGCCGGGGGGCGGCUGGGCGCCGACUGUGAAGUGUGUCAAGAAUUCUUGAACCGAUUCUACAACUCCUUGAUAGCCAGAGGAGUCAACUUUUCUCUGGACACCAUAGAAAAAGAAUUGAUCAGCUUUUGCUUGGAUGUCAAAGGAAAAGAAAACCGCCUGUGCUACUAUCUAGGAGCAACAAAAGAUGCGGCCACAAAGAUCCUAAGUGAGGUCACUCGCCCAAUGAGUGUGCACAUGCCUGCAGUGAAGAUUUGCGAGAAGCUGAAGAAGAUGGACAGUCAGAUCUGUGAGCUGAAAUAUGAAAAAAAAUUGGAUUUGGCAUCAGUGGACCUGUCCAAGAUGAGAGUAGCAGAGCUGAAACAGAUACUGUACAGCUGGGGAGAAGAGUGCAGGGCCUGUGCGGAAAAAACCGACUAUGUGAAUCUCAUCAAAGAACUGGCACCCAAGUACACAGCGACGUACCCCAAAACAGAACUCUGACCCCCAGAAGCUGGUGCACCACUGAUUGUGAUUAGAGACAAAAUGCCUCUCUAGGAUACGGACGCGUUUGUUGAGAGGAACCAGGAAUUGCAGUGUGUGUGGUCUCAGACUUCUUGUUUUGAAAUUACACCUCAGAAUUGGUUACCUGGGUUUAUAAGUAGAACUGCUAGUAUUAGUGGUUUCUUAAAUCUGCAGUGUACCAAAACCUACGAGUGCCUUUCUCAUGAUUUUCUUGUAUGUGAGUUACCAUUGCCUAUCUCCUAAAACGGGGAAAAGUGAACCACUGAAAAAUCGGUGUAGGAAAUUGAUUCUAAGCAGGAAGAGAGUGCUCAGAGGUUCCUAUCUAUGCACUAAUUUUUUUUUUUUUUUUUUUUUUUUUUGCGGUACGCGGGCCUCUCACUGUUGUGGCCUUUCCCGUUGCGGAGCACAGGCUCCGGAAGUGCAGGCUCAGUGGCCAUGGCUCACGGGCCCAGCCACUCCAUGGCAUGUGGGAUCCUCCUGGACCGGGGCAUGAACCCGUGUCCCCUGCAUCGGCAGGCGGACUCUCAACCACUGCGCCACCAGGGAAACCCCUGUGCACUAAUUUUUAAUUAAAUAUGUUGGAUUAGAGAAAGACAAAUAUCAUAUGCUAUCACUUAUAUGUGGAACCUAAAAAAAGGGUACAAAUGAACUUAUCCACAAAACAGAAAUAGAGUCAAAGACAUAGAAAACAAACUUAUGGUUACCAGGGGGUAAGUGGGGGGAGGGAUAAAUUGGGAGAUUGGGAUUGACAUAAACACACUACUAUAUAUAAAAUAGAUAACUAAUAAGGACCUACUGUAUAGCACAGGGAACUCUACUUAGCCAUAAAAAGGAACGAAAUUACAUCACAGUACUCUGUAAUGACCUAUAUGGGAAAAGAAUCUAAAAAAAGAAUGGAUAUAUGUAUAUGUAUAACAGAUUCACUUUGCUGUACACCUGAAAGUAACACAACAUUGUAAAUCAACUGUACUCCAAUAAAAGAAAAUGUUGGAUUAUGACAAAAGAAAUGAUGUUUAGCUUAUCUAACUCCCAACUUCAACCCAAAUGAUAACCUGGCAUAAUCAAAAGUCUUUUAAAAAGUAAACUUUGUGUUUUUAACUGUAAAUCACUCUACCUUCUAGCUCUCUCUGGUAUCAGAAAUAGGAGGGCAGGAAGCACUACUUGAAAUUAGUGUUUCCCAGGUGAAGAAAACCUUUUUAAAACCUAUUUAAACCUACUUAGAAUAGAUCAAGAAUCCACUUGAGUACAGCCAACAUUUUAGGGAAUUGUAUCCACACUCACACUGUUAACUGAACCAAGCUCAAAGUCAUUUGCCCGUCUUCCUAUCACACAUUAGACAAGCUUUUGAUAGAGGAUUAAAGAAUAUGAAGAGCACCUGUGGACAACAUGGAGCUUUAUGGUUCUUAAUGCUAUUUUAUCAGCUUUAAAUUGUAAAAUCAUUUUUGGUUCCAUUUUCUGGCCACACAAGAAUAAGAACCCCACUGUAGACAUGACUGCCUCUCUGUGGCAGGUGGAGGUGGGGAAUGACUGCAGGGCGGCUGGAGGGGACGUUCUGGGGUGAUGGGAAUGUCCUGAAUCUUGAUUGGGGUGAUGGUUACAUGGGUGAAUAUGACUGUCCAGUUCAUCCAGCAGUACAAUUAAGAUAUGGGCAUUUUAUUGUAUGUAAAUUAUACCUAAAAUACUGCUGUAGAAAAAUUAUUUGAAAAUUAAGUAAAAUCAAUUGAUUCAAAACA
Messenger RNA from Lagenorhynchus albirostris (white-beaked dolphin), 2448 nucleotides. RefSeq names its product cerebral dopamine neurotrophic factor (gene CDNF). Gene Ontology annotation, cellular component: endoplasmic reticulum. The transcript is spliced from 4 exons. The record is from RefSeq and is a predicted model, not a curated record. Lineage: Eukaryota; Metazoa; Chordata; Mammalia; Artiodactyla; Delphinidae. The coding region runs from base 131 to 694 and encodes 187 amino acids. Gene Ontology annotation, biological process: neuron projection development; dopaminergic neuron differentiation.